AUGACUCGAGGAGCUGAUUGGGAAGAUUUACCAGGUUACGAGACGAUGCUUUACGCUUAUAAAUGUAUUAGGAGGAUACCUAAUUCAAAUCCUUUCCCUUUAAAUUAUUCGCUUCGUGAAAAUCAUUUUGAUAAUUCUCAACAACUUGCCAUUGAAGCAGUAUUAGAUUUGAAUAAACCCUUAGUGGCUGUUCAUGGUGCAGAAGGUACUGGGAAAAGUCGAUUACUUUUAGAAUGUAUUGACAUUUUAGCUAGACAGGGUAAACGAAUUUUACUUCUUUGCAAUAUCUCUUUGACACAUCUUUAUAGAUUUUUACUUCAAUACUAUAAAUUAACAAAAAGAACAGAUUUUAUCAUUUUUAAUGGUUAUGAUGAAGAAUUGUUGAAUUCUUGUAUUGAUGAUGCUGAAUUACGUGAAAUAUUUGUUAAUAAAAGUGUUAGAAUGGAUAUAACAUUGUCAAAUGUUAAAGAAUUUUGCGAACGUGAUGAUUGGAGGAUUGCUUGCACAAGUGGAAGUAAUUCUUUAUUGGAUGCUUUUGUUAAAAAUAAAAUUUCAUUUGAUUUUUUUCUGGCUGACGAUGCUGGGCGAAUUAAUUCCUGUCGUGCUCGUCUCUUUGGUGAUUUUCAUAGUUUACAAUCUCCAAUCCAUAGCCUUCAAGCUUAUCAACUUAAAUUUCAUCGUUCACUUUUACAACAAUUGAGUGAACAAUUUGGCAGCGAAGUUAACUAUUAUUUGUCUACACAAUAUCGUUCAAAUUCCAAAAUACGAGAAUGGCCUAAUAAAAUAUUUUAUAAACAUGAAGCGCCUUUAAAUGAUAAAAAUGUUCGAGAUAUUUGUAUCGGAGAUUAUUUAAAUGAAGAAAAAGUUGAAAAGAAUAAUUUAGUUAAAGAACCUUUUGUCUUGGUUGAUACUUCUAUUUUAAGUGGAGAAUGGAAUAAACAAAUGUUUAUUUUUUUAGACUCAAAAAUUUGA
This is a messenger RNA of Meloidogyne enterolobii, 972 nucleotides long. NCBI's taxonomy places the organism in Eukaryota, Metazoa, Nematoda, Chromadorea, Rhabditida, Meloidogynidae. The record is from the annotation of a GenBank genome assembly.